AUGUUUCUUACAAGAUCAGAAUACGACCGAAAUUCUCAUGCAUAUUCACCAGAAGGACGAUUAUACCAAGUAGAAUAUGCAAUUGAAGCUAUAAAGCUUGGAGCAACGACAAUGGGUCUUGCUACACCACAAGGAGUGUUAUUGGGUGCAGAAAAACGAAUUACAUCAUCUCUUAUGGAGCCUUUGUCUGAAAAAAUUAUGGAGAUUGAUACACAUAUUGGUUGUUCUAUGUCAGGGUUGACAGCAGAUGCUCGAAUUCUUGUGGACCAUGCACGUGUUGAAUCACAAAACCAUCGAUUUACGUAUGAUGAACCUAUUGGAGUAGAAUCUGUCACACAGUCGAUCUGUGAUUGGGCGUUGCAGUUUGGUGAAGAUGCAGAUGAUGCUAUUAUGUCUCGGCCGUUUGGUGUAGCAUUUCUUGUAGCAGGUAUUGAUGAGAACGGUCCGCAGCUGUAUCAUGCAGAGCCAUCAGGAACGUAUUAUCAAUAUAAUGCUAAAGCAAUUGGUGCGGGAAGUGAAGGUGCUCAAACAGAACUUCAGAAUGAAUAUCAUCCUUCAAUGUCAUUAGAAGAAGGAGAGAUGUUAAUUCUUCGAGUAUUGAAACAUGUUAUGGAAGAAGCAUUAGAUGCAAAGAAUGUACAGCUAGCAAGUGUAACACACGACCAUGGGUUUCAGGUUUAUUCAGAUAAAAAGAUGCAAGAAAUAGUUGCAAAACUGUAA
Messenger RNA from Pneumocystis jirovecii RU7, 720 nucleotides. Its product is annotated as proteasome core particle subunit alpha 5. The record is from RefSeq and is a predicted model, not a curated record. Gene Ontology annotation, biological process: proteasome-mediated ubiquitin-dependent protein catabolic process. Gene Ontology annotation, cellular component: proteasome core complex; nucleus; proteasome core complex, alpha-subunit complex. Bases 1 to 720 code for a protein of 239 amino acids. The transcript is spliced from 5 exons. Lineage: Eukaryota; Fungi; Ascomycota; Pneumocystomycetes; Pneumocystales; Pneumocystaceae.